UAUAUAUAUAUGUCCUUAACAUGCUCCUACUAAGCGUCCUUUAGUGAAAUACAGUUAAUUAAUUUAAAAUAAUACUUUUUUUGUAUGUUGAUUUGCAUGUUUUGAGAAUUUAAAGAGCAUUCAUGGAUAAUCAAACGUUUAGAUUUUCCACUCUGAGAAUCGAAGGAUUGAAAGUGGCCCCAGAGUUCACCUACCCUGCUUUCAUCCUGCUGCUCUUUAUGUAUGUCUUCAUCAUGAUUUUGAACCUCGGACUAGUCGUCUUGAUCUUUUUUGAAAAGAACUUGCACAACCCCAUGCACGUCCUUUUCUGUAACCUGCCACUGAAUGAUGUAAUCGGGCCCACUGCUGUCGUGCCCACUAUACUGGGGUACGUUUUCAAAGAAUCCUCAGAGCGCUAUGUAGGUUACGUGGAGUGUAUUAUCCAAGCGUACGUUACUCAUUUUUUUUCCACAACUUCCCACUCUAUACUAAUGAUCAUGGCAGUCGACCGGUAUGUGGCCAUAUGCAAUCCUCUGAGGUACACCACCAUAAUGACCAACAAAAUGGUGGCUAAACUGACUGCAUCAGCCUGGGGAGUGCCAGCAAUUCUGGUGGCAGUUCUGAUAGGCCUCACUGCACGCUUAUCUCACUGCACCUCAACCAUUUUCAACCCUUUCUGCGACAAUGCCUCGCUGUUCAAAUUAUCCUGCGAGGACACAUCGAUCAACAACAUAUACGGACUCACUUUCACUGUCGUGCUGCUGGUCUCCUCUGUGGGAACAGUACUAAUUACGUAUCUCCAUAUCGUCGUUCUUUGCGUGACAAGCAAAAACAAACAAAUGCAAAGCAAAGCCAUGAAAACCUGCAGCACUCAUCUGGCAGUCUAUGUAAUCAUGUUCGUCUCUGGAUUAAUUAUAGUCUUUCUCCAUCGCUUCCCUAACUUGUCAGAAAACAGGAAGGUAGCUAGUAUCAUGUUAAACGUUGUGCCUCCGUUUUUGAAUCCCAUAAUAUAUGGCGUACAAACUAAAGAAAUAAGACUAAAGAUAGUCCAACUUUUCACAGGACGUAAAGCAUUGAUGUAAAUCAGAUUUUUAAAAAAUGAAAAUAUAUAAAAUAAAGAUAAAAACAUAAAACAUUAUAUGAUCAUAACUUUAAAUUGAAAGUGUUUAAAUUGAAAAAGCAACUAUAUCACCUUUCUUCUUUAAUUUUUUUUAUAAGAAACAAAGCUGUUCUGUGCUAUCAAUUAAUUGCAUGCGAAUGUUAAUUUGGUAUUCACAUAC
Molecule: messenger RNA, 1259 nt
Organism: Astyanax mexicanus (Mexican tetra)
Lineage: Eukaryota; Metazoa; Chordata; Actinopteri; Characiformes; Acestrorhamphidae
Product: olfactory receptor 52N5-like
Exons: 2
Coding region: 123-1061 (312 amino acids)
Biological process (GO): G protein-coupled receptor signaling pathway
Cellular component (GO): membrane
Molecular function (GO): olfactory receptor activity; G protein-coupled receptor activity
Source: RefSeq, a predicted model, not a curated record